Messenger RNA from Musa acuminata subsp. malaccensis (wild Malaysian banana), 668 nucleotides. Its product is annotated as disease resistance protein Pik-1. Lineage: Eukaryota; Viridiplantae; Streptophyta; Magnoliopsida; Zingiberales; Musaceae. The record is from RefSeq and is a predicted model, not a curated record.
UCCAUUAUAAAGCACGGAGUCCUUCCAAGCCCUCAACUCAUCUCUCCCAGAGAACACACCGUGUCGGCAGGAAGGUUCAAACCAAUUCACAAAGCUCACCAGUUUCUUCUCCCUCCGUCAACAUGGUGAAGCAAGAGAUGGUGAUGAAGCUGACCAUGGAAGAUGCCAAGAAGCGUUCCAAAGCUCUCAAGAUUGCUGUGGGAUUGCCUGGUGUGAUAUCCGCAAAACUGGAUGGAGACAAGAUCGUGGUGGUCGGCGACGGGGUUGACUCGAUCGUUCUGACCACCAUGCUCAGAAAAAAGAUGGGCCACGUCGAGCUCGUUAAAGUCGGGUCAGCUGAAGAGAAAAAAGAAGAGAAGACUGAGGAGAAGAAGGAAGAUGGCUGGGUGUGCCCUCCGACCUGGACUCCUCACUUCAAUCUUAUGCCGCCUGUGUAUGAGAUCCGCGAGCCCUACCACGACCCUUGCAGAAUAAUGUAGAGAUCAUCUGUAUCGUCGAAGAUCACCAUGGAAGGAUGGUGAUAAGGUCUUGGAAUGGGGACAGUGGGCUAUGGUAGUAGAUUUGGUGUGUCGUGUGUUGCAUCACAGCCAUUCUAUUCUUAUUGUAUGAUAGCAGAUUGCAGUUUUGGCUGAGCAAUGUGCAAGAAUCCAUGAAAGGGACUUCUCACA